Messenger RNA from Melampsora larici-populina 98AG31, 759 nucleotides. RefSeq lists its product as uncharacterized. The record is from RefSeq and is a predicted model, not a curated record. NCBI's taxonomy places the organism in Eukaryota, Fungi, Basidiomycota, Pucciniomycetes, Pucciniales, Melampsoraceae. The transcript has 4 exons. The coding region runs from base 1 to 759 and encodes 252 amino acids.
AUGGAGACGGAAGCCAUGUGUUCGAAAUACGACGCUCAAGUUAUUGAAUAUAUUGACGCCAACAUGACACGCCCAGAAGAACAUCAACAUACGCUGAUCAUCAAUCACGUGUUUGAAAUAAUUGCAGAGGCCCAGCCAAAACCCUCUGCGAAAGAAGUAUCAAAGUUCUUCCACGGGCUUAUUAUAACCGAAGAUAAAGAUGGCAACAUCAUCCAACAUGCUAUCAAGGGAUUCACUGAUCAUGUCAAUGAGAGUGCAAUAAAGAUUGACGGAACCUACUCUUUGAGUGGAAGAUUAUUAGGUUAUAACAGUCAAAGUCCUGCUUUAUUUUUUUAUGAUAAUUCUCAUUCCUUAAUAUGUCGAACUCCGGUCCACUUAGAGUCUGAUAUGAUCAACAAAGUACAUACUUCCGGUCUAGGAAUUGUUGUUAAGAUUAUCCGUGAAGAUCCAAACGACUUUUUAAACGCAACUAUUAUAUUGAUUAAGCAUACUGACUAUGACCGAGUGAACAACUGUUCUGUCUCGUUUUUAGUGCAAUACGUCCAACCAGGUUUAGAGUCAAUGCUAAAGCCUAGCCUAUGGGCCAUUCCGGGUAAUCAAGUCUUAAUCAACGGCCAUAUCGUAGGGCAUGAUCCAUUGAUGAAAGUGUGGAAAAUUAGGUGUUAUGAAAAUGUGCGGCAUUUUCAUGGCACAAAGGGUAAUGGGAUUAAGAAAGCCUUAAAACGCAACUGCCCAGAUUGGUCUUUGGCACGUCUAUGA